AUGCAUAACGAACUAGUUUUUUGUCAAUCUAUUAUUGACUGUGUUUGUAACUUUGAGUAUCCGAAAGAUCGACUCCGUAUUCAUGUUCUCGAUGAUUCGACAGACGAAACAAUAAUUAAUCUUGUCAAGAAACGCGUACUGAUGUGGCGAAAACGGGGCAUUCGAAUAGAUAUUCAACGACGAAUUUGUCGGCAUGGUUUUAAAGCGGGAAGCCUAAAUGAGGCCAUGCUGUCCACUCGAGGUGCAGAGUAUAUUGCUCUAUUCGACGUUGACUUUUUACCCGAGCCUGAUUUUCUCUUGCGAACUAUUCCGUCGUUAAUUGCUAACCCUAACGCAGCUUUUGUUCAAGCCCGAUGGACUUUUACCAAUGGGAAAGAAUCGUUGUUGACCCGAAUGCAAGAAAUAUCCUUAAACUAUCAUCACAAAUGUGAACAAGAAGCGCGCUCUCGAGCAUCGUUCUUCAUGAAUUUCAAUGGAACGGGCGGCGUGUGGAGGACAGCAGCUAUCGAACAGUCUGGUGGUUGGAAUACGGACACACUAGUAGAGGACUUAGAUUUGUCAUUGCGUGCGUAUCUCAACGGAUGGACAUCAAUAUAUUUAACUGAUGUCGAAUGUCUGAGUGAACUUCCAUCAACUUUCGCCGCUUAUCUAUCACAGCAGCAUCGAUGGACAAGCGGACCCAUUCAGGUGCUUCGAAAAUUGGUUGGAAGAGUUUGGAAGACAAAACAAAUCGGCUUCUUUCAGAAAAUUUUUUGCACAUGUUUUCUGAUGCGUGGCUUCGUUCAUCUAAUUAAUAUUUUAUAUUUUCUAAUACUCAUGCCAUUCACGAUCUGGUUGCCUGAAAUUGCUAUGUUUAACAUGGUGAAUAUUUGUCUAUCAAUAGUAAUCACGAUGUCACACAUCGCUUUCACACCAAACGAAUUCUCCCGGGUCUUAGCCUACGUUUGGUUCGACAAUGCCAUGUGCUUGUUUAAAGCAGGCGCCACGAUAUCGGGUAUGUUCAAUUUUGGCCUCGCAAAAGUUUGGCAUGUUACACCGAAAUUUGCACGAAAAAUACAUAAAGAUUCGCCAAUUGUUGAUGCAGCAACCUGUGACAAGGGUCCCUGCGGUCAGAAUGCGUUUUGUGACUUCGAUGGGGUGUCGUAUGAAUGUCUUUGCGAAGAUGGACAUGAUGGUGAUCCCUACAAUAUUCGUACUGGAUGUACACCAAACAGUGAGUAA
Molecule: messenger RNA, 1221 nt
Organism: Didymodactylos carnosus
Lineage: Eukaryota; Metazoa; Rotifera; Eurotatoria; Philodinida; Philodinidae
Source: the annotation of a GenBank genome assembly